AUAACACACAUUGUAAUCUUGCCUGAAUAAAUCAUACCAUGUUUCCCAUUUUUACAGGUAAUUCAUUGGUGAUCACCUCACUUUUAAGCCUUUAAUAUUCCUAUUUAUUUCUUCUAUUAGUAAUUAUUGUUCAACAUGAUGGCAUGUACUGGGAAUAAAGGCAUAUCAGCUUUCUGUCUUACUAAAUUAUUGAUGAAAGGUUUAUCACUACCUCAGAAAAAGUGCUUGUGUCUAUAUCCUGUUAAUUUGCACCCCAGGAAAGUCACCAGGCAUAGUGUGCCUGCACCAGAAGAUUAUGAAAAAGUUGCCUCAGAAACUGGCUCUGAUUUACAAUCUGCUGAAGCUUUAUUGACCAAAACAAGAAAAGCCAAAUUGGAAGAUCCAGUUGCAAUGAAGUGGAAGCUGCAUUUAAUGUCUCAAGCAAGUACAGAUUUAGAUCCUGAAGAUUCAGAAUUUCUGUACGUUACUAGGUUUGGGUCAGUGCGAUUAGAUAAUGAUAAUAAACAUCAUACAGAAUUAGGGGAAGAUACUCUAACUGACCAACCAAUUGUGCAUAAUGAUGAAAUGAAUCUCAUUGAUCAGCAAUAUUUUGAUGUGGAAAUGUUAUCAAGAAACUAUCCCCCAGUAACAGAAGAAAAAAAUCAAACCCUUAAUGCGGAUAGUGACCCAGCUACGUUUAUUGACCAACAGUAUUUUGGAGAUGCAUUGGAUCGAAGUUUGCCAAGGGAAACUGCUGCAUCAGACCUGCCUCUGCCCAAUUUUAAGCAGGAACUGAAUAAUGAAGAAUUGAACUAUAUUGAUGAAAUAUUCUUUAAAGAUGAAAUUCAAUCCAAACAUGACAGUUCUCAGAGGAAUGAACUACCUGGAAGAAAAAUGGGGGAUUUUGAAAGAUCUCUCCUUGACAUUGAUGACUGUGAUUCAAAUUCUGAAACAGUUCCAAUAUUAUCACCUCAUGCUAAGAAAUUGCAAGAUGAACUUCUACUCAAGUUUAGAGAGAAAAUACUACCAAAUAAAAGCAUCAGUGGAGAGGUUCCUUCACUUGAUAGAACACCUAAACCUAAUGCUGAAAGUUUACACACUUCAACCAAAUCUACUUCUGUAAAGGCAGACAUUUUGGACGAGUCCGCUUAUGAUGCUGAUGGGUCCAAAACCAUUCAUGUAUCAAAGGAAUGGUUCAGUAAAAAUAAAAUUGAACUAAAAGUAGCCCCUGAUAGUGCCUUAUCUUAUGCUUUGAAAUUGAGAAAAGAUAAAAAAGAGAAGAACCUGCAGGAGGAAUCAGAGGAUGGAUCUAUUUAUGUUCCCACCUACAAGCGGAUUAUAUCAAGUGUGCUGGAUUUAAGAAAACUCUCCAAGUAUGACUUGAAGAGAAAGUUGAAGGACUGGAUAAUCUAUGAUGACAAUGACAUAGUAGGCAUCUAUAAGCCAUAUGGACUUCGUGCUCAUGGUGGCGGUGACAAACGAUGGGAAGGCUCCUGGACCUUAACAGAUCUGAUGCCUGAGCUCUGUAACAUCCUUGAUGCUCAACAGCUGCAUCACAUCCAUAGACUGGAUGCUAACACCUCAGGUGUACUGUUAUUUGGACGUACGGAGGAGGUGGCGCAGAAGCUGCGACAGAUGUUCAAAGAACACACAAUCAUCAAGACAUACCUCGCCAUUGUUAAGAACAUCCCCAGCAUAGCUCAUGGAUUGAUCGACGUGCCGCUGAAGGAGGGUGUGGUAGAUGGCAAGGUCAGGAUGGUUCUUAGACCCGUGAUCGAGGGCGUCAACCAGCGGCGCCAGGGCGGCCACAAAGCUGUCACUAAGUUCAAGCUGCUAAGCUGCUGCAACAGCGCGGGUCUGAUGAGCGCUCAGCCCGUGACGGGCGUGAAGCACCAGAUACGCGCGCACCUCGGCCUGGUACUCAACUGCCCCAUCCUCGCCGACCACAAGUACUCCAGCUCCUCCAAGAUGGUACCGCAGAAACUGCCGUCGGACAUCUUGCAUCGGUUGCACCUGAAGCAGUCCAAGGUGCGAGACCUGCCGAUGAUGCUGCACGCCAGCAGCGUCUUCCUGCCUCAGUUCUGUGAUGGCAAGAACAUCAAGAUUAGUUGCCCACCUCCUCCUCACUUCACGCUCGCCAUGAAGGCCCUGAAGCUUUCCUCCGCUCUGAACCACACGCAGCAGAAGUCUCUUGACUUCGUUGACCUCGCGAGGGAGCAGCUCUAGCUUGUGAACUUCAUUGAAUUCUUAUUGCGAUGCAUUUGCUUUGCUAUGAACGAAAAAGAAAAAAAUCGGGAAUUUGUAAAACAUGGGGAAAAUUGUUAUUACGGACAGAUGGUUCGGCCAUAUUACGGUAAUAGUCGCUUCUAUUCCGAUCAGUGAGUUUUUAAUCAGUCAACGUUUGGUUGGGGUACAACCGUGAUGGGUGUCCCUGCCUGUGAAUACCAGAUGCUGUUGAACAUUUUUUUGCCUUGUUCAAGGGAUCAAGAGCAUCAAUAUUGGGGCUGCAAGUUGCGGGCUCGAACGCCAAGCAAGUUGAGAAAAUUGUUCAAAGCCGCUUUAAGGCGUGUCACUGCCUCGUUUGUUCGGUAUCCUAAUAGAAUACAAAGUUAGAAAACAGUGAAAACGGAUGCAGUCGAGUUGCCAACUUCUUUCAAGACUUUAAACAAGUGCCGAGGUCAUUACUGAUGAAAGAUGGAAGAUUUUAUUUCAUUAUACAUGUAACUAGAUGAGCGUGAGGCUAUAAGACACGUAAGAGAACUUUGCAACAUCUGAUUUCUAUGUUCCUAUUGUCUCACUUCAUGUGACCAGUAUUUUUGACUUCAUCUCGACUGUUCCACCAUUGUAUUAGCAAUUGUUCUCCCUGACGGCCAAGUGUAAUAAAUAUGACUCAAUGGAAA
This is a messenger RNA of Hyalella azteca, 2879 nucleotides long. RefSeq lists its product as uncharacterized. The transcript has 7 exons. The record is from RefSeq and is a predicted model, not a curated record. NCBI's taxonomy places the organism in Eukaryota, Metazoa, Arthropoda, Malacostraca, Amphipoda, Hyalellidae. Gene Ontology annotation, molecular function: RNA binding; pseudouridine synthase activity. Bases 136 to 2205 code for a protein of 689 amino acids. Gene Ontology annotation, biological process: pseudouridine synthesis.